UGAGGGGGUGUGUGGGUCACCUCUCUCUCUCUAACCCCUCCCCCCCCCCCACCACCACCACCAUGAGCUGGAGCUUCCUCACCCGUCUGCUUGAAGAGAUCCACAACCACUCCACCUUUGUGGGCAAGAUCUGGCUGACUGUGCUCGUGGUCUUCCGCAUCGUGCUGACCGCUGUCGGCGGUGAAUCCAUCUACUACGACGAGCAGAGCAAGUUUGUCUGCAACUCUGGCCAGCCGGGCUGCGAGAACGUGUGCUACGACGCCUUUGCCCCGCUGUCCCACGUCCGCUUCUGGGUGUUCCAGAUCAUCCUGGUGGCCACGCCCUCGCUCAUGUACCUGGGCUAUGCCGUCAACAAGAUCGCCAGGCGGGAGGAGGGUCGGGGGGACUCGGAAGAGGGUGGUCCGUCCCAACGGAAGCACAGGAAGCAUUACUUGGGAGGGAGGAGACAGCAUCGGGGCAUUGAAGAGGCGGAGGACGACCAGGAGGAGGAUCCCAUGAUCUACGAGGUGCCCGAGGCGGAGAGCGACGGCUGUAAGGGUGCCGCCGGAGGGGCCACCGACGGGCAAGGCCAAGGCAAGGUGCGUCACGACGGACGACAACGAAUCAAGGAGGACGGGUUGAUGCGCAUCUACGUCGUCCAGCUGCUGGCACGCUCCCUGUUGGAGGUGGCCUUCUUGGGCGGACAGUACGCUUUGUACGGCCUGAGGGUCCCCGACACUUACGUGUGCUCCGGGCGACCGUGCCCUCAUCGCGUGGACUGCUUCGUGUCUCGCCCGACGGAGAAAACCAUCUUCCUUCUCAUCAUGUAUGCCGUCUCUCUGCUUUGCCUGGCACUGAACGUGUGGGAGAUGCUCCACCUCGGGGUGGGCACCAUCUGCGACAUCCUUCGCACCCAACGCGGCCCCUUGUCUGAGGAUGAUUUGUACGGGCUGGUAAGUGGUCCGAUGGGGCCCGAGGAGCAGCCUGCUCGAAACCAGGGAGGAAGUAGUGGAGGAGUCGGGGGGGAAGGAUACGGCAGCUACCCUUUCUCCUGGAACGCACCUUCAGCACCGCCAGGCUACAAUAUUGCCAUCAAGCCACCUCUCCUGCCAGCGGGUAACCAGGAGAAGCUUCCCUUCACUGACCUCAGCAAUGCGAAGAUGGCAUGCCGGCAGAACCACGCAAACAUAGCCCAGGAAGAACGUCGUCAGUAUGCUAGUAACAAUGACAACUUCCCAGCAAGUGGGAAGGGUGAUGCCAACGGGGUCCUUCAGAAAGAGAUCCUGCAGGCGCAGGACAGACUUGAGGCAGCAAUCCAGGCCUACGGCCAAAAGCAGAAUCAUAGCAUUCCCGGCAAGGCCCACCGUGACCGCAAACACAGACAAAAUUCAAAGCAUGCCUCGAGCAAGGCCGAUAGAGGAAGCAGCAGCAACAGCAGCAGCAGUAAGUCUGGAGAGGGCAAAGGCUCCGAGUGGAUCUGAUAGCAGAAAGAUACAAGCAGAAGAAAAAUGGACGCCUCCAGGAGUUGCUACAGGUCAUAAAGAUUGGUUUCUCUUGCUUUCGAAAUGAGCAUGAGCGAAAUGAGCAUGCCCCACACACACACACGUACAGCAUAAUGACAAUUCAAAUUUUUUGUUUUGAUUUACUGGAGGCUGUAGCAGUUAUGGUGUUUUUCGAAUAUCGUCUAGUUGUUAAUUGAAGUGACUGCCAUAAAAAGAAAGGAAUAAUGAAUCAUACAAACAUUUUCAGACAACUCUCCAUGUCUGUUGUUGGUGCUAUGAUACUAUCUCUGCUUCCAUGAAGAAAUGUUGUAUGCUGUAUCCAUGUAUUCAUCUAAAGUGCCUUAAUGCUCAUAGAUGCAAACCUAAAAUAAGAUUUGUUUUUCAUGUGGUUUUAAUUUUAUUUUGAGAAAGGAACUUAGCUAGAGGUUUAUAUUGUUAGUUGAACAACGUCGUACCUCUGUCUCUUGGGUGCCACCCAGGGGUCAAAGUUACUCUACAGUUUUCUGUGCUACUCAUCAAAGACAGUUGUGUCUUUGAUUUCAAAAGAUAACUGUCUUUAUAACAGAAGAGCUACUUUCUAAAGCAGCAAAACAUUUGGCUAUGAGCAAAUGCAAAGGGUUGUGUUUGAUUUUAUGCCAGCGGCCAUUAUUUUUUCUUUUUUUGUGCCAAUUGUCAAAUGUUACUUUUGCCUUCCUUCUUUAAAUAUUCAAUACAAAUAUGUAAUAUUUCUGUUGUAUAGCACAGUCUUGCUGUAUAGGAGAGAGUUUAGGAAAGACCAGUUACUGUUUUAUGCGGAACUGCUGGGGCAGUUUGUUAGUGUUUAAGAGUGUUUGAGGAAUAAUUUAGCCAUAUUUGUUGAAAGGAAUUUUAUAAAGCAUUGUUUAUAUUUUCAUAAUGUGUAUGACAGUUAUUGUUUUGUUUGAUCGUGUUUGGAAAUGGCAAAUAAGCAGCACUUUGGUUUUCAAAAAGUAUGUUUUAUAGUUUGUUGAAAAUAUCCAGUUGAUGACAAUGUUCCAUAUAAAAAGAAAAAAAAUUGUGGAUAUUUUGCUUCACUUUUUUACAUGAAUGUGAGGUGAUGCUGUUUAAUACCACAAUAUGUUGAAGAA
Messenger RNA from Osmerus eperlanus (European smelt), 2587 nucleotides. RefSeq names its product gap junction gamma-1 protein-like. Gene Ontology annotation, cellular component: connexin complex. Bases 63 to 1460 code for a protein of 465 amino acids. The transcript has a single exon. NCBI's taxonomy places the organism in Eukaryota, Metazoa, Chordata, Actinopteri, Osmeriformes, Osmeridae. Gene Ontology annotation, biological process: cell-cell signaling. The record is from RefSeq and is a predicted model, not a curated record. Gene Ontology annotation, molecular function: gap junction channel activity.